AAUCUAAUGUUUUGUUUUUAUUAAUAUUAAUCCCACUAACGUUUUGAUAGUUUAGCGUUUAAGUACGGUAUUUAAUAUUUUCAUUUGAUAGUGAUUGUAGCAGAUUGCUGAAGGCAGAUUGAAUUUAAGUCAGCGGAUCUAUAAAUUAAGUAACUAGUUAAAAUAUAUCUGUACGUUUUGAGAAUUGUCAGUAAUUCUACGAUUUUUAAAAUGCAAGGAUUAAAGAAGGUUUCUCUCACCCAAAUGGCGAAACUUUUAGGGCUAAGGUUACAACAAAGAUUUUAUUCUGUGACGCCUGCAGAGAAAAAAGAUUUUGGAGUGGACAUGAAAGGACAAAUCGAAGGCCGGCCUCUAUAUCUUGAUGCACAGGCAACAACUCCUUUGGACCCAAGAGUGUUGGAUGAGAUGUUGCCGUACUUGACCGAGCAGUGGGGAAACCCACACUCGCGAACUCAUGCCUACGGCUGGGAGAGUGAACAAGCUAUGGAACUAGCGAGACAGAGAAUUGCUGACCUGAUUUGUGCUGAUCCACGAGAAAUUAUUUUCACAUCUGGAGCAACGGAGUCCAAUAACAUUUCAGUAAAGGGAGUUGCCAGGUUCUAUGCAAGCAAGAAAAAACACAUCAUCACUACUCAGACGGAACACAAGUGUGUGCUGGAUUCUUGUCGGGCGUUGGAGGGAGAGGGCUUUGAUGUCACAUACUUGCCAGUGAACAGCGGAGGCCUGAUAAACCUGGAGGAAUUGGAGAAGAGCAUCACACCCGAGACAGCUCUAGUGUCGAUAAUGACUGUAAACAACGAGAUCGGCGUCAUCCAGCCCGUAGCAGAGAUUGGAAGACUUUGCAAAUCGAAGAAAGUGUUUUUCCACACUGAUGCUGCUCAGGCUGUGGGGAAGAUUCCUAUUGAUGUAAAUAAACAGAAUAUAGACCUGAUGUCAAUCAGUGGACACAAAAUUUAUGGACCAAAAGGAGUGGGAGCGUUGUACGUGCGACGAAGACCACGCGUGAGGUUGGAACCUCUGCAGAGUGGCGGAGGACAAGAACGUGGCUUGAGGAGUGGCACAGUCCCCACUCCCCUGGCUGUGGGCAUAGGAGCAGCAUGUCAUAUCGCCAGCCAGGAGAUGGAAUAUGAUCAUGCCUGGAUGGAAUUGUUAUCAAGCUGUUUGAUCAACAAGAUUAUGUCAGAAUUACCGGACGUAAUAAGGAAUGGUGACCCAGAUCAUUGUUACCCUGGCUGUGUGAACCUCUCAUUUGCUUAUGUUGAAGGCGAGUCCCUCUUGAUGGCUCUGAAAGAUGUGGCCCUGUCCAGUGGCAGCGCUUGUACUUCUGCCUCUCUUGAGCCAUCAUAUGUACUGCGAGCCAUCGGCACUGAUGAGGAUCUGGCUCACUCAUCCAUCAGAUUCGGAUGUGGCAGGUUUACCACAAUUGAAGAGGUAGACUACACAGCCGAGAGGACCAUCAAACACGUCAAGAGGCUUCGAGAAAUGAGUCCUCUAUGGGAGAUGGCACAAGAAGGUAUCGACUUGAAAUCCAUCAAAUGGAGUCAACAUUAGUUCCAGUUAAAAAACGUUCAGAUGGAAACGAAAAAUACAUUAUUCUCUACUACUUGAUAAGUUAUUUGUGCAAGAAGAUAUUUGUUUCACAAUUAUUAUGGCUUAUAAAUUAAAUAGAAAUUGUUCCAUCAGCAUUGUAUGACUUAAAGAAAUAAAUUUAAAUAAUUAGGUCUAUACAAAUAAUUUAUAGACGUUAAAACAUGUAAUAUAAUAUUGCUUAAUUUGUUGCAGAAAUAAACUUGAUAUAUUUUAGUGUG
This is a messenger RNA of Homalodisca vitripennis (glassy-winged sharpshooter), 1808 nucleotides long. It is a transcript of the gene Nfs1, whose product is annotated as cysteine desulfurase, mitochondrial. The record is from RefSeq and is a predicted model, not a curated record. The transcript is spliced from 11 exons. Bases 211 to 1551 code for a protein of 446 amino acids. Lineage: Eukaryota; Metazoa; Arthropoda; Insecta; Hemiptera; Cicadellidae. Gene Ontology annotation, biological process: [2Fe-2S] cluster assembly. Gene Ontology annotation, cellular component: mitochondrion; nucleus; cytosol. Gene Ontology annotation, molecular function: pyridoxal phosphate binding; cysteine desulfurase activity.